Messenger RNA from Xiphias gladius (swordfish), 1741 nucleotides. Its product is annotated as histone H3. The record is from RefSeq and is a predicted model, not a curated record. NCBI's taxonomy places the organism in Eukaryota, Metazoa, Chordata, Actinopteri, Istiophoriformes, Xiphiidae. Gene Ontology annotation, cellular component: nucleosome. Gene Ontology annotation, molecular function: DNA binding; structural constituent of chromatin; protein heterodimerization activity. Bases 279 to 689 code for a protein of 136 amino acids. The transcript has a single exon.
GAGAGCGGGAAGAUUCCUGCCGGACCAACCAGAAAAGAGGCUCUCAGCAGGGCAGCGGCCCGCUCUGGUUUUCCGCCGACUCUUCUCCAAUAGGCUGCGGAGAAUCAGGCGGGGGUCGCUCCUAUAGGCGGCGCUGAGCGCCAGGAGGAGCCCCCGACCAAUCAUGGCUCAGAGCUCAGAAGCGGCGUCACCGCUUCACAGCUCGUCCUACAGUUUAAGAGCAGAGUGUCGCGUCUGUUUGCUACACUUUUGUCCUAUACAGAGGUAGAGGCAGAGACAUGGCAAGAACCAAGCAGACCGCUCGUAAGUCCACCGGAGGCAAAGCCCCCAGAAAGCAGCUGGCCACCAAGGCCGCCCGUAAGAGCGCCCCGGCCACUGGAGGCGUGAAGAAGCCUCACCGUUACAGGCCCGGUACCGUGGCUCUCCGAGAGAUCCGUCGCUACCAGAAAUCCACGGAGCUGCUGAUCCGCAAGCUGCCCUUCCAGCGCCUGGUGAGAGAGAUCGCUCAGGAUUUCAAGACCGACCUGCGCUUCCAGAGCUCCGCUGUCAUGGCUCUGCAGGAGGCCAGUGAGGCCUACCUGGUCGGCCUCUUCGAGGACACCAACCUGUGCGCCAUCCACGCCAAGAGGGUCACCAUCAUGCCCAAGGACAUCCAGCUGGCUCGCCGUAUCCGCGGAGAGAGAGCUUAAGCUCUACCGCUGCCCCACCAACGGCUCUUUUAAGAGCCACCUCCCUCUGCCCUGAAGAGCAAAGUCCUUCGCUGUUGGUAGAUGUAAUAAUCGUUGAAGCCCAUUAUCACAUCAACAAAAUCAGGGCUUUCAUGGUUGAAAUGAGGAUUAACAAAUGGUUAUAUUCACUUACUGGCCAGGAAGGGAGUAGUGAGGGAAUCUGCCCCCAGGGGCCCAACAACCUAAAAGGAUGGCAUUAACCUCAAGCUUCCUUAUUAUUCCUGCUGAAUAAUUCAUCUGAGAGGCUGUUUCUGCCCCAAAUUCCUGCAAAUUAAACGUGGUUUCAGUGAAAUCUUCCUCCCUUAUCAGUGACACUAAUUCUUCCUCACUGCAGAGGCCAGAGUAUGUUGCUGUCCACCCUUUUCUCUUGCCCCUGGUAUAUUCAGUUUCUAAAACUUUCACAUUUCAUAAUGUUCUUAAUGAAAGCUUCACACAGUAACUACAGUAUUACCAGAGAGGAUUUUGCAGACUUUAAUAUGUAUUAUCACUUUGUUACUAAUUACUCUAAUGCCCACUAUAGGUGCAUGUGGUUGCUUGAUUUAUGUAUUUGUACAGGUGCAGAAUCACAUUUGUGCAUCAGUUAUGAGACAAAGUUUAGAAAAAAAAUAUAUUUAUUCUAGUCAACAGUUAGUGUUGAUUCAGAUUUAAAUACUUUACUACACUCAUAAUGAAACAUAUGAGUGUAGAAAAGUAUUUAAAUCUGAAUCAACGCAUUCUUAAAUGCUGUUUGGUACAAUGUUCUUCACAAAGACAAAUGAGAGAGAAAUGUUGAAUGAAUGCCUCUAACUGUGAGGGAAAAAAAUCUAUGAUAAAGUAGUGUCUGAAAACAUUUUUGGCUCAUGUGAGCCAGCAGACAUCUUGUUAGAAUGGAUCUGCUUCAUCACCGGUAAAAAAGUUCCAAGUCAGUGUCAGAGAGAGGAGACACUGCAGCAUCUGCUGCUGGACUUUAAAUGUACCAGAGAGACGAGGAACAACAUGGACAAUGUGGCUUUUAAUAAAAAAAGUUAUUUACA